Messenger RNA from Coffea arabica (coffee), 1674 nucleotides. The record is from RefSeq and is a predicted model, not a curated record. Lineage: Eukaryota; Viridiplantae; Streptophyta; Magnoliopsida; Gentianales; Rubiaceae.
UUUAGAACUCGAGAGCGCUUGCAGAUAUAUUUUAUGCCUCAGUGGAGGUUUGUGAAAUUAUAUCAAACAAAAUAUCCCAUAAACUUCUUGUAAGCGCUCAAAGCCCUAAACCCUGCCACAACCAUCCACCCACCACCACCACUGCCACCACCCUGUAGAUUUCAUUUUCCCUAGUAUCGGAUCAUCCUCCUUUGUCUCCCUCCUCUCCUCCUUUUGUUUUUUUUUGGAUAAUAGUGUGGAGAAAUGCAAGCUAUUCAUGGAAAGAUUCGACUGAUAGGGAGGCUGACCAUCAACAAUUUUAAAAAUGUUGAUCUCAAGAGAGCAGUGUGGGACAGUGCUGUCACUAGCUCGAGCACUCAUUUUGGUUCAAAUCCCUUAUGGUUGCAGCUCAAGGAGUUUGGUACAGAAACUGGCUUCUUGAUGUCAUUCAAGAACAAUGGCAUGUGGAAAGGGGAAAAAUCUUGGACUGGGCCUGCACCGUGUUUAUCUCAAUUGGUUAGACUUGUGCCAACCAACAGGUGCUUCUCAACAAUUGGAAAUUCAGUCGAAUCUGCUCCUCAAGAUGCUUCUGUCACUACAGCGAACAUACCUACACGGAUCAAAUUUAAGAGGCUUGAUAAAACAGCAAGGCACAUAAUGCAGAUUCUUGAUAAGGAAGCAGUUGAGGAAGUGAAGUCAAAGAGAGGGAUUCCUGAAAUUAAACCUGGUUAUAUGGUCCAGCUCAAAGUGGAAGUGCCUGAGAACAAAAGACGUGUUUCAGUAAUUAAAGGCAUAGUAAUAGCAAGACGAAAUUCUGGUAUCAGUACAACAUUUAGAUUGAGAAGACUUGUGGCUGGCGUUGGCGUUGAAUCCCUUUAUCAACUGUACUCGCCUAAUAUCAAGGAGAUUAAGGUACUGGACAAAAAGAAAGUGCGGAGGGCCAAGCUAUACUAUCUCAGGGACAAGAUGAAUGCACUUAAGAAAUAAUAGCACGUUGUCUAAGAUGAAAAGUGUAUGUGAAUUCAGAAAAUGGGCAGUUAAGUGACGCAAUCCACCAACUUUAUACCAUCUGCAUUCUAUUUCUGUUGGUACAGAUAAUUUGUAGUAACAUGUCAUAAACAAUACUUUUGUGCUUUACUCCAUUAAACUGGUUAGAUCUUCUUGCUUCAUUCCUUGUAGAUAUGUUACAAAAUUUCUUACAGCAGAAUAUUCAAAGUACUCUAUGAAGAAUGUGAAAGGCCAGCUAAAGGAUUUGUUCAAAAGAUAACGCUUUAAUUUAGCUUUUUAAAAUGGUUUUCUACCAGAAGCAGUUUUACUUGGUAUUCAGGUCUUAUAAGUAGAUAAAUAUUGUUAAUUAUUCAUCAGACUAGUCACCGUUGAAGGUCAAUUGCUACUGCUUAGACUGGCCGAAAAAUUAUAAUAUCAUACACCAAAUGUGAAAUAUUUACAGUUGCUUCUGCAAUCAUAAAAGAUACUAAGUUUUUUUUCCCCUUUUGAGGAAAAAAAGGUACUAACAUUUGGCAAGGUAUAAUAAUUCUACUAACCCUUGGUCUACAUCUGAGAUUUGCAUUAUAUCAACAUGUGCUAGUGGACCUCAAAAGAGUAAGACGACUGUCGCAUGCUUACUAUGACCGUGAUCUUAAGAUUUGUCAACUAGUGCUGUUCUGUUUGUUUAUGUUUGUCAACAAGAACUAA